AUGACAGGUAAACAUGGAGGUGUUGCGACUAAAAUAAAAUUGGUUACAGAAAAUUGUACUUUCAUACAUUGCAGCAUCCACAGGGAAGCUUUAGUAGUAAAACGUAUGCCAGAACCAUUUAAACUAGUACUCCAGGAAAUCAUAAAGGUAGUCAAAUUUAUUAAAUCUCGGGCUCUACAGUCUCGUUUAUUUACAAAACUGUGUUCCGAAAUGGGAAGUGAUCACAUUCAAUUGCUUUUACAUACGGAAGUGAGAUGGCUCUCUCGAGGAAGAAUGCUUUGCAGGUUAUUUGAACUACAUUCUGAGGUUCAGUUAUUCCUAGGAGAGACUAAUUUUGAACUCAAAGAUAAAUUGACAGAUAACCUGUGGAUAACAACAUUGGCAUACUUAUCAGACAUUUUCAAUCGUCUCAAUGUAUUAAAUUUAAGUUUACAAGGUAAAUCAAUAAACAGAUUUUCAAUGAAUGACAAAAUUAAGGCAUUUAUUAAGAUAAUUGAAAUGAUAAGUAAUAAUGUUUCGAAUGAAAAUCUACAGUCUUUUCCUAAUUUGGAACAAUUUGUGACAGAACAUGAACUUCAAGUGGAAGCUGAUCUUAUAAAAAACAUAAAACAUAAUUGUAAAAUGCUAAAAACAACGUUUGAAGAAUAUUUUAAAGAAGAUUAUUCUGAAUUUUUUUGGAUAAGAAACCCAUUCAUUUUGGAUUUGGAUGAUAUUCCUAAGACACUAACAAACAAUGAAAAAGAGUCUUUGAUAGAAUUGUCAUGUGAUGAAAGUUUGAAAAUUGAAUUUACUAAAUUAGAAUUGGGUGUGUUUUGGAUAAAGAUAAAAAACGAAUAUCCGUUGCUGUCUAAAAUAGCAUUGUUAUUUUUAUUACCAUUCACAACAACUUAUCUUUGCGAAACUGGAUUUUCCUCAAUGAUCGAAGUAAAAAACAAGUUUCGAAACAAACUGAAUCUCGAACCAAAUUUACGCUUAAAAUUAAGUAACACUGAACCAGAUAUUUCAUCGCUAAUAUCAAAUCUACAAAUCCAUGGGUCUCAUUGA
This is a messenger RNA of Rhopalosiphum padi (bird cherry-oat aphid), 1044 nucleotides long. RefSeq names its product zinc finger BED domain-containing protein 5-like. Lineage: Eukaryota; Metazoa; Arthropoda; Insecta; Hemiptera; Aphididae. Bases 1 to 1044 code for a protein of 347 amino acids. The transcript has a single exon. The record is from RefSeq and is a predicted model, not a curated record. Gene Ontology annotation, molecular function: protein dimerization activity.